Messenger RNA from Tarenaya hassleriana, 1925 nucleotides. RefSeq lists its product as uncharacterized. NCBI's taxonomy places the organism in Eukaryota, Viridiplantae, Streptophyta, Magnoliopsida, Brassicales, Cleomaceae. The coding region runs from base 243 to 1697 and encodes 484 amino acids. The transcript has 15 exons. The record is from RefSeq and is a predicted model, not a curated record.
AGAGGACCGACAUCAUAAAACCAGAGCAGCUAGAAAUGCGGGGAGAAUUCAACAUUAGUAAUGUCGUAAAUGGGUUUUUAAUCGAAAGAGCUUCGUGGGUUUAAUUUCAUGCGUUACUCUUUCACACAUUCUUGAUUCUUGAUUCGAGAUUCGAUCGUUUCUUCUUCUCCUUAAAUCUUUGCCAGUUGUUCGAUUAGGGUUCUGUAGAAAUCGGCUGUGGCUUUGCGGUUAACAGACGAGUAAUGGCGGGUCGGAAGAAGGAUGUGAUUCGUCUCGAGCGCGAAUCUGUCAUCCCUAUCCUCAAACCUAAGCUCAUCAUGACCUUGGCCAAUCUCAUCGAACAUAGCAGUGACAGACAAGAGUUCCUCAAGCUUUCCAAGAGGAUUGAGUACACUGUCCGAGCUUGGUAUCUUCUACAGUUUGAAGACCUAAUGCAACUGUACUCUCUAUUCGAUCCAGUUCAUGGCGCUCAGAAACUGCAGCAGCAAAACCUAACUCCUGGGGAAAUCGAUAUUCUUGAACAGAAUUUCUUAACUUACUUGUUUCAGGUAAUGGAUAAGAGCAACUUCAAAAUAACGACAGAUGAUGAGAUCGAUGUUGCACACUCGGGCCAGUAUCUUUUGAAUCUACCCAUUACAGUUGACGAAUCAAAGCUUGAUAAGAAGCUGAUGAAAAGGUAUUUUGAGGAGCAUCCACAUGAGGAUCUUCCAGAUUUUUCUGAUAAGUAUGUCAUUUUCCGGCGUGGUAUCGGGAUGGAUAGGACAACAGAUUUCUUUUUCAUGGAAAAAUUGGAUGUGAUCAUUUCACGAUUUUGGUCCUACCUUCUGAGAAUAACUAGGUUGGAGAAACUAUUUACAAAAAGGUCUAGCAGACGUCGUAAGAAAGAUCCCAAGAAAGAUGAUGAGACAGACCCUGAAGGAGACAAUGAUGACUUGUAUGUGGAGCGUAUUCGCCUUGAGAAUAUGGAACUGAGCUUCAAGAACUUCUUGAGCAAGGUCACAAUCCAAGAACCUACUUUCGACAGAAUGAUUGUUGUUUACAGACGAGCUGGUACUAAAACGAAUCAAGAACGAGGAAUUUAUGUUAAGCAUUUCAAAAACAUUCCUAUGGCUGACAUGGAGAUUGUGCUUCCUGAGAAAAGAAAUCCUGGACUGACUCCAAUGGAUUGGGUCAAAUUUCUCAUAUCUGCUGUAGUUGGUCUGGUUGCCCUGGUUACUUCAAUUGAGAUGCCUAAGGCAGAUAUGUGGGUAAUUAUCGCCAUUCUCUCAACAGUGGUUGGAUAUUGUGCCAAGACGUACUUCACGUUCCAGCAAAACAUGGCUACAUACCAGAAUUUAAUUACACAAUCAAUGUAUGAUAAACAACUUGACAGCGGGAGGGGUACACUUCUACACCUGUGUGACGAUGUAAUACAACAAGAAGUUAAAGAAGUGAUCGUCUCGUUCUACAUACUGAUGGAGCAGGGAAAAGCUACAUUGGAGGAUCUGGAUCUGAGGUGUGAGGAACUAAUCAGGGAAGAGUUUGCCGAGAGAUGUGAUUUUGAUGUGGAUGAUGCAGUUCAGAAGCUAGAGAAGCUGGGAAUUGUUGCCCGGGACACGAUUGGACGGUAUUACUGUGUAGGGCUUAAGCGGGCGAACGAGAUCAUAGGAACCACAACGGAGGAGCUUGUGCUGAAGGCCAGACAGGGAGUAAGCUAAGCCCUUCUUGGUGAUUCCUCUGCUCGUGAGAUUUCUACUUUUUUGGCUAAUAAUUUCUUUAAAGUGAAGGGUGGGUAGUGUUUUGGCAAUGUUCCCUUGGCGAUCAAACUCUUGCUGCUUUGUCGGAUGCUUUUCUGCGUUUCUCUCCGAUUACCGUUAAAACAAAAAUAACGUCCUCCUGCAUUUGAUUAUCGCAAAGAAAAUAAAAGAGAAUAUUUGUAUUGUAUA